AUGGCUUUCGAACACCGCGUACUUCUUCUGUUGAUCAUCUUUUUCUGUAUCCAAACCCUGCAUGGAGAUGAUGUUCCCAUAACACAGUGGGAUCUGAAGAGAUCGCCCUGUCGCGAGGACGUUGAGAAGAAGGAAGCUAAUUGUGAUGAAAGAAGUUUGGAUUCUGUCCCUCAAAAUCUUCCUGAAAACACUGAAGUUCUGAGCCUGAGGUACAACAAACUCACCUCUCUCUUAAACUCUUCGUUUAAAAGAUACCCUCUCCUUACCAAAUUGGAUAUUGCCGAUAACGACAUCAGGAUGAUUGAAUCUGGGGCAUUUUACCCUCUCAAAGAAUUGCAGGAUAUACAUUUGUCUUUCAACUAUGAUCUUGUUCUUCCCGACACAGAGCUCUUCAGGAACCCACUUGACUGCACUUGUGAACUAAGUUGGCUUCUUACCUGGAUUAGCGGACCACUUGUACUCAAGAACAAGAAGAAAACUAUUUGUUCGUCAGCGUCUUUAGAGCCUCUUCGCGAGAAACCGCUGUUUAAAUUUGAUUCCAAAACGCUUUGUAGCCCUUAUAAUAAUAUUGCCCUCUAUUCUUUGACUUCCCUCGCCAUCAUAUCCUUUGUUGUCAUCGUCAUACUCGUAUUUCACUAUCGAUGGCAGUUGAGGUACAAACUCUUUCUCUUGAAAUUAGCCGCCGUUGGGUAUAACGAGAUGCGAGACGCUCGAGACCACAAUGAUUAUGAGUUCGACAUGAAUGUCAUCUUUCACGAGGAUGACGAAGAGUGGGCUCGCGAACAUCUUCUACCAACUCUCGAAGAAAGACUCCCGCAGUUUGAGAGGAACGUCUUUGGUGACGAAGACCUCGUGCCGGGUAUGCAUUACUUGGAUGCGAUUGACUACGUGGUGAGCAGGAGUUACAAGACCGUCAUUCUACUAAGCAGAGCCGCCGUGCGCGAUCGCUGGUUCAUGCUCAAGCUCCGCACCGCAAUGGACCAUGUGAGUGACACUCAGACGGAGUUCGUCGUCGCGGUCUUCAUCGAAGACAUCCCAGAUGAUGAGAUACCUUUCUUGGCGAGGCUGUAUCUCAGUGACGGCAGACCCUACCUCCAUUGGACUGAGGACGUGAGGGGACAGGAUUAUUUCUUUGAUCAAUUGACGAAAUAUCUUACGAUUAAUCUCAGAACCAAUGACUUGAUCCCUAACGAGUAGAAGAAUGUGACAAUAUGAUUAUGUGGCUGUUGGUGGUAAAGCAGGGGUAGCCUCAAUAUCGUUAUGAGCUGCAAUAUUAGGAUUUUUUUAAAUGAAUUUUUCGGAGAGUGCAACGACAUAAUAUUCUUUGAGCAAUUCCUUUUCCUAGAUACCUCGUCUUCGAAGUGCAAGAUAUAGCAUAUUGAGAAUUUCAGUAUGAAUGCAAAUGUACCACCUGAUUUUAUAAAUGUUUUCUACUACGAGAUGGUCUAACACAUUGUCGUACGAGGCUGACCCCGU
Molecule: messenger RNA, 1476 nt
Organism: Strongylocentrotus purpuratus (purple sea urchin)
Lineage: Eukaryota; Metazoa; Echinodermata; Echinoidea; Camarodonta; Strongylocentrotidae
Product: toll-like receptor 4
Exons: 2
Coding region: 1-1197 (398 amino acids)
Biological process (GO): signal transduction
Molecular function (GO): protein binding
Source: RefSeq, a predicted model, not a curated record